UACCCGGAAUCAACACAACAAUUUUCGAAAAUAUGUGUGGAAUAUAUUGUGAAAUAAAUAAAUGUUGUUGUUCACGUAAUACAUCAGAUAAUAUAUCGCAAAAUUACCUCGAGGUGCAAGAAAAUAUUUUACGAAGAGGUCCGGAUGCUUCCAAAAUUGUAGACUGCACCACAAAUACGCACGAUAUAUUUUUUGCCGCCAGUAUUUUGUGGUUACAGGGUGACCAUUUAACUUCACAACCUUUUGAAGAUGACAGUUCAAUUUUCAUUUAUAACGGCGAUAUUUUUGGGGGGUCGGCAAUUAACGAUGACAAUAGAAUCAAACAGGGGGACACGAAGUUAUUCCAAAACAUAUUAACUAAUGAUAUUGAGAAUAAUUUGUGUUUGUCUAAAAGUCUAAGCAGUCUACACGGUCCAUAUGCCUUUGUAUAUAUAAAUAAGAAAAGUAAUAAAUUAUAUUUUGGGCGAGAUCAUUAUGGUCGAAGGAGCCUGUUAAUCGGAAAAUGCAAGACGUCAUCGACAAGUUUAAUUUUAACGAGUGUAGCGAAAAGGGGGCUAAAAAAUUAUGAUCUAAUUGAGUUGCCUUCAAUCGGUACUUUUUGUUUGGAUCUUACUACAGAGAAGUUGUACAUUUAUCCUUGGGCAGAACAAAAUUUAAAUUUUCAACAAAAGCUCGAAGAAGUAAGUGCAUUUAUUAAACGGGACAUUAUUACCGUUAAUAAUUACGAAAAUCAAGGAUCAAUACAAUUUAAUCGAGGACCAAACGAGUCAGACUUAUUGAAAUUCAAAAUUGCGCAUAAAGAGACUAUUUUACGCGACCUACUACGGAAUAACGUGUGGGUGGAAAGAGUAAAUGCCUUAACGAAUUUAUUAAAACAAGCAAUUUCGAAACGAAUUUCGACCCAACCUCCGUAUUGUAAAAAUUGUAUGUCAAGCAUGAGCGUUUGCAAACACGCAACCACUGGGGUUUUGUUUUCGGGCGGAAUCGACUGCUCAAUUUUGGCUCUUCUCUCCGACGCUUUCGUCGACAAAGACAGACCAAUCGACUUGAUAAACGUCGCUUUCGAUUCGAAAAAAUUAAACGGCGAUUACAACACACCCGACCGUCAGACAGGCCUGGAUAGUUUAAGGGAAUUGCAACAUUUAUGUCCGGAAAGGGUCUGGAAUUUUUUACAAGUGAAUGUUACUAAAGAAGAACUGGAUGCGGAAAGGGAGGGACGCAUUGCCGAUUUAAUAUAUCCACUCGAAAGCAUUUUAGACGACAGUUUGGGCUGUGCCUUGUGGUUUGCUGCGAGGGGUAGAACCACCGAUUACACGUCGUCGUGUAGGGUAUUGUUGGUGGGUAUGGGAGCGGAUGAACUCUUCGGCGGAUACACUAGACACAGGGCGGCAUUAAAAAGGGACGGCUGGAAGGGAUUGUACGACACGUUGUGCACAGAUUGGCAAAAUUUAUCCCACAGAAAUUUGGCACGGGACGAUCGGGUAGUUUCCGACCACGGAAGGCAACUCAGAACGCCCUAUUUGGAUGAAAAUCUUGUGAACUUCGUACGAAGUCUCGAUCCUUGGGAAAAAACGUAUCCAUCGGAUGAGCUGCCUCAAGGAAUAGGUGAGAAAAUCCUAUUGAGAAGUGUGGCCUAUCACAUCGGACUGAAGGGGGCUGCGAUGUUUAAAAAACGGGCACUGCAGUUCGGCUCUCGAAUAGCUAACUCCAAAGAGAAUGCACACGAUAUUUCCCCCAGAUUAUUAUUGAAUAAACAUUAAACAUAUGUUUAGUUUAAUUCGAUAUUUAAAUUUUUAUCCCCAUUGUAUCUAUGAUCUAUUGUAGAUGGGAUGAAAAGAAACCUGCUUUGAAACAAUUUUUUUUUUUUUAAUUUUUAUUCAUUUUAUGCCAUCUUCCAACUUCUAAUCCCGUCCAAAAGAUAAUGUUUUAUGAGAGAACGAAAAUCGAAACUAAGAGCUGUAUCGUGCUGAAAUUUGACGCGUCGACCUAAAUAUCAAUGGACUAUAAGGCAUCAUAACAUUUUCGCGAUGGCAGCCCAUUUUGAUGGUCAAGGAAGUUACUUUUCACCCCACCUAGUAAUGAUA
Messenger RNA from Aethina tumida (small hive beetle), 2084 nucleotides. RefSeq names its product asparagine synthetase domain-containing protein CG17486. The transcript has 4 exons. The record is from RefSeq and is a predicted model, not a curated record. Gene Ontology annotation, molecular function: asparagine synthase (glutamine-hydrolyzing) activity. NCBI's taxonomy places the organism in Eukaryota, Metazoa, Arthropoda, Insecta, Coleoptera, Nitidulidae. Bases 33 to 1760 code for a protein of 575 amino acids.